Messenger RNA from Coffea eugenioides, 716 nucleotides. RefSeq names its product signal peptidase complex-like protein DTM1. The transcript is spliced from 2 exons. Gene Ontology annotation, biological process: anther wall tapetum development. Lineage: Eukaryota; Viridiplantae; Streptophyta; Magnoliopsida; Gentianales; Rubiaceae. Gene Ontology annotation, cellular component: signal peptidase complex; endoplasmic reticulum membrane. The coding region runs from base 175 to 510 and encodes 111 amino acids. The record is from RefSeq and is a predicted model, not a curated record.
CAACCAACACCUCACAUUCUAAUUCAAUAACUCCUCUUACAAUACAUCUCCUCCUUCCUCAUCACCUUCGUCCCCUAUUCAGCAGCCCUGAGUGCCAGUACCAGUAGAACUCCUGGAAAACACGAUCGAGCUUAUAAAAUCAAGAAAAGGUCGACAUAUAAUUUGCCACUAACAAUGGUUAAUGAUGCAGUUUUUCGCUCAGCACUGGCUUGGUUGGCUGCAAUGGUGUUGCUAGUGGGAUUGUGCACCCAAUCUUUCAAGAAAAUGUUGGUCACUUACAUCCUGGGGAUGUUUGCAAUCAGUGGAGUUCUUUUGCCUGAUUGGGAAUUCUUCGACCGGAGGUUCUCUCAGUGGCGCACCCCUUUAACAGUCGAUGAGAAGCGAACUCCGCGAUCUGUUCACACCCAAGCUACACCAACCGGGUUUAGGAUACAUCCAAUCAGAGUGGCCAUUUACACGAUCGUUUACGGGUUUGGGUUUUACAAGUGGUGGAUGUUCGUAUCAACCUAAUUCAAUUGUGGAAACUAAAUGGCUUUCAGCUCUACUUUUAUGCACUUCAUUUGCCUGUAAUAUCGAUCUGCAUCUCUAAAUUAUGAUGACAUUCGUCAUUAAGCUCAAUAGCUGUGACAUGUUAAGUUGUAGUAUGAUAUUCAACUCAUCUUUCAAGGGGAAGACUUGAAUAUGGAGAAACUAAUAAUGCAUAUUUAUUUUCUGUU